Oryza sativa Japonica Group (Japanese rice) is the source of this 2170-nucleotide messenger RNA. Its product is annotated as putative F-box protein At1g32420. NCBI's taxonomy places the organism in Eukaryota, Viridiplantae, Streptophyta, Magnoliopsida, Poales, Poaceae. The record is from RefSeq and is a predicted model, not a curated record. Gene Ontology annotation, molecular function: protein binding.
CCCAUCUCAUGAGCUCGUCGCCGCCGCCGCACGCCCUUUGGUAGCGGAGGAGCGCAUGGCAAUCGUGGCGCUCUAGCCGACACAACUAACGUCUUCUCGGGUCUAGUCCACCGGAUCAUGCCUCCUCGCUGAGGUUUCCCUCCCACUACUCCAGCCGGAGGAGAUUAGCCGAUCGUCUAUCUCGAGAAAAGCCCAUUACACUUCGGCCCGCGAGCCAUUUCGCCGCCGGCCGCCGGCCGCCGCGACGCCUCGGCUCCCCGGAGUUCGCCCGCCGCCGCCGCGUCGACCGCGGCGAUCUCCACCCCGCGACGCCGGCGUCUGCUGCUCCCGCCGCAUCCCCCCGCUUCGCUCGCUGGUGACUCUUGUCACUUGCCAUCAAGCCAUGGAAGACAAUAAUGAUGAAAUUCUUGAUGGGCAAAAUGAAGAAGUGCAAUCCCAAGUUUCUCUUCCUCAAGAUAUUCAGCGGAUUAUUAUUGGUUUCCUACCCGGUAGGACUGUUCUCAAGUUCUGCAGUGUGUGCAAGUUCUGGAGAGACUGCAUUGUAGAACCUGCUUUUGUGGAUCACCACCUCAACUGUGCUCUCCGCUUCCGCCAGGCCAUUGCCUGCUUCACCUCAGUUGAUAACGGUCUUGUCCAGAUGUACAUGUUUGAUCCCAUCACAGUGAACUUCAAAAGAACAGAGCCUGUGUUCUCAUCUAGGUUUCACAUGUCACAACCCUGCAACGGCAUGGUGUGCGCCUAUGAUUUAAAAGGUGCUGCUGAAGUUUUGAAUCCAACAACAAGGAAGCAUUUGACGCUGCCAGCUUCAGAAAGUGUAUAUCAGGCUCAAUAUUCGGAAUAUUUUCUUGGAUAUGUGCACUCUACAAAAGAGUAUAAGGUAGUCGCUCUCCGCCAUUGGAUAAAGCACUUGACAUUUGAAGUCUGCACUAUUGGCACGUUGUCAUGGAGGACGGUACGUGGAUCUGAAGAGGAAGAACUCCUGAAGACAACAAAGCCGGUUGUUGUUAAUGAUGAAAUGCAUUGGCUACUUCUUGAUGAUGAAUCAUCUCACUUUACUCGAAAAAUCCUCUCAUUCAACUUGACAGAUGAGAAGUUUUCAUAUCUUGAUGUCCCAGACAGUGUAAGAGACCGUGAUUUGGAAUUAGUCGAGGGGGAAGGGAAACUUCAUUUAUGGUCUAUGCCUUGUAAAGGGGCAGCAUAUACAGAAUCAGAGAUUUGGCUGGCAGACUCAACCCGGCAAUUCUGGGUUCACUUGCACAAUAUUGCCCAUCCCUCUGUUUUGGGCACGAAGCCAUUUUUCAUGUACAAGAGCAAGCUCUUUCUGGGGAGCCAAAAGAGAUUCAUCUAUAUUGAUAUUUUGGAUGGGACGGUUUGCUACGUUGAUAUUCCUUCUGGUGAAAAUAUCAUAUCUUCUGGCAUGUUUGUGGAGAGCUUUGUACCUGCUUUGACAGGCACAGGCUUGGUGAACUCAAUGACAUUAUUAACCGGUUCUCGUUAUGCUGGGUCAUCAUCAAGAGGCUCUGGACCAUCUUCUCGUGCUGCUGGAUCUUCCUCAACAAGAACUCGACGUUCACCCGCUGCCUCCAGGUGGUCCUCAGCAGUUGUGCAAUCCUCCAAGCGGGCGAAGAGAACAAUAAACUUAGUGUGGAAGAUGUAUACAGAAGGCACAAGCAAGAUUCAGCAGGGGCUAUGAAAUAAUCUCUUUGGACUGUGCAGCAGCUUGAAGCUACCUACCUACAUUCCAGCAAAAGCUAUUGGUCUUUGUAUAUGCCUAUGGCAGAGAAGAAGCAGCUAUUAGCAGUUUAUGAGUAAUGCCUAUCUUGGAGAGAAAAAGGUACACCAUGGAAGUGGUUUGGUAAUUUGGACAGAAGAUAAAGAUCAGAAAAGAUACAGUGAUAUGUUAAUGUGUAUUUCACAUAUGUUUUGCUUUGCUUAAGCCCCUGCCUAUGGGGGCCUUUAUACCAGAAAAUGGAAAGCUAUAUGAAAUAAACCUGUAUGAUUAAGGUACUCUUGUUUUGAUUUGUAGUUGUAAACUGUAUGCCUCCAUUGCACCUGGAGCAUCAGUUAAUCAGUAUAUGUGGCAGGAAAAGAUAAAUACAAACAUCCUUUUGUUUUUGGAAACUAUAUCCAUACAAACUGUUGUUUAAAUACAUAUCAGAUACAAACUGUA